Molecule: messenger RNA, 225 nt
Organism: Talaromyces stipitatus ATCC 10500
Lineage: Eukaryota; Fungi; Ascomycota; Eurotiomycetes; Eurotiales; Trichocomaceae
Exons: 2
Coding region: 1-225 (74 amino acids)
Source: RefSeq, a predicted model, not a curated record
AUGGGACACACUAAGGAACAGGCAGCGGCUAAUUUCGCAGACUUCCAACGCACCAUCCCCAGCUUGGAUAUUGUUCCUGGACACGCCAAAAUCCCUGAGAAUGAAGCGGCUGAUCUCGCUGCCAAAGAGGGAGCUGCCUCUAUCCCUCCUGCUCUACACAAGUUCUCAUACGCCUCGCUAAAGAGAUACGCCAAGACUCAAUCCCUAUCCGCUGCUCAGUUAUAA